Molecule: messenger RNA, 4528 nt
Organism: Amoebophrya sp. A120
Lineage: Eukaryota; Dinophyceae; Syndiniales; Amoebophryaceae
Source: the annotation of a GenBank genome assembly
GUUUCCCCAGUCGCGCGGAGGUCCUACUUUAUGCGUUUUAUUAGAGCUGCUGCCAGAAGUUGUUGUAGGGACAGUUCUAGGUGCCAGCAUUGCCAGACCCCGUUUUCGUCCCUUCGUCUCAACAUUCCGCUCGUUGUUCCCCCACUUGUUGCAGGACCCAAAUACCAUUUUUUUGUCGAGAAACAGCGCAAGGAGAUUGUAUAAGUAGUUCGUUAUGCCCGGUGGACUUGUUUGAAGCAUAUCAGAAGGAGUAUCCCUUUUUCUGUUCUAUUAACACCACCGAGUACGAGCAAACACAAUUACUUUAGAACGCGCACACAGCGAAAAUAGGCAGUCCGAAUUCAGAAACAAAGAAACACCACUACGUGUAAAAACCCCUCUUGCACCCAAGAGCAGCAUAUCGACCGUGAACAAAUUAUGGCAGCACCACCACCCCCGGGCUACGGCGCGCCACCCCCGGGUUACGGCGCGCCACCACCCGGCUACGGGCAGCCACCACCACCUGGCUACGGCCAGCAACUCCCUGUCGCUUACGGGCAGGUGAUGCAGCCACCGCAACAGGUCAUGUCGGAUGAUAUUUUCGGGCCCCAAUUUAACAUCAAACAGAAGGUGACGAAAAGGGACCUCCUGGAGAACACAUUGGGCGUCGAAAUGGGAAAUUUCUACAACGUCCAACCGUUUGGGGAGAAGGGAAACAAGAACAGCGAACUUCCCUGGAAAAUGUACGUAGACGAGAAAUCAUAUGGAAGCGUCAGGUUUGAAAUCCUCAAAGUUGAAAUAGUUUGUGAUGCAUAAAAUGCAACCCACAAAAUGCCUGUCUUGCAGAGUAGGCAAGGGAGGCAGAUUGUAAGCCUGUUGAGGGGUACAAAUAGAGCUGCUGGACUAGCAUGACAAAAGGCCUCUUCCUUACCCAAACAGCAUUACAAACUGGAUUUCGGCUCUACCAAAUUUGUCAUGCGCCACUUGAAAACUAGGCACCAGCUGGUAUCCGUUUUAUGCAUGGCAAACUAUUUCAACUUUGACGAUUUCAAACCUGACGCAUCCAUAAAUCAGAUAACUGGUGCGGAAGGAUCUGUUGCGGGCCGACGAGUAUCAAAUGCCAAUAUGUCUGGCUCUGGAUGAAUGCAGAUGUUUGUGAUGCAGGUUUUGCAUGACCCAGAGUGUCUGGCAUGCAGGACCAGCAUCACAGGUUCAUCUUCGAGAGCUUCACGAUGCCUACUCUGCAUGAGAAAUCCGCUUGGCACAACUUUUGUUCUUCAGGCAAGACAGAUUUUUGUGUGAUCUGAAAUGCGCAUCACAAGUUGCAACCUUCCAGACCCAGACAUAUUUGCAAUGCAUAACGAGAGGCCUCACCUUCGACGUUUUCUACCCGAAAAAGGAAUCGGAAGGCGGGAUGAAAAUUUUGGAACUGAAAAAACCCUUCAUCUAUCAAAUGCAAAUAUGCCUGGGUCUGGAAGAAUGCAACUUGUGAUGCUGCGUUUGGAUUCCAAAAAAAUCUGUAUUGCAUGAGCAGCAAAGGGAAUGCAAUUUUUGCUAUGCGGCGAGCGCAUUUGUCAUGCGGACUAGGCAUCAAGAAGCCCUUGUAAAAAAUUUGUGAUGCUGGGGCAUGCAUCACUGACAUCGUGGCUCAUGCAAAACGUGCAUGACAAGUUUCAGAAUCUUCCAGCCCGAGACAUAUUUGCAAUGCAUAUCAUCUGCUGCGAACCGUGCUGCGCGUGCUGUUGCUGUUUCUGCACGGGUAUCAAAUGGAAAAAUGUUUGGGUCUGGAAGGUUGGAACUUGUGAUGCUACCUCUGGACUCUGAAAAAAUCUGUAUUGCAUGACUAGCAAAAGGAGUCUAGUUUGUGCUACGCGGGGAGGGCAUUUGUCAUGCGGAGUAGGCAUCAGGAAGCCCUCUAAAAAUCUGUGAUGCUAGGUCGUGCAUUACAGACAUCCUGGGCCAUGCAAAAUAUGCAUGACAAACCCGGCAACAUCCCAGACCCAGACUACACUUUUGCAAUUCAUAACGGGGUGUUGCAAGCCGAAAUUCGAGGUCACCGCCACGGAGAAUUUUCCGGGGAAUAAACGAAUAUGCAUUGCACAAGUAUCGUACUUCUAGUAGGGAUUCUUGCAUUACAGAUUUAGUCAGCAUGACAAAUGAAAUUUCUCAUGCUAAUUUGGCUCAGGAAGGAGGUUUGUCAUGCAGUAUCGCAAUUACUACGAGAACGAGUGCGAUAUUUUUGCAAUGCAUAACGUGGCGAGGCCUACAAAAUCGGCUACGUGCAAGAUCACUGUCAGGUGUGCGGGACCCGGGAGGAGAUCCACAAAACCUCCGAUGGGGGUGAAAAGCACUUGUACACGAUCAAAGGCAGCUGUUGCCAUAUGAGAGUGCGUUACAACUCCCCCUCGUUCGCAUUUCUCAUGCAAAAUCCCAACUCCAAUUGUUCCCCUGCGUCACUAUUAUGCAUGACAGAUUCCGGAAGCUCAAACGGUACUACACGAGGCGCAUGAAUUUGUAAUGCACAGGCUCCACGUGUGGUGGUGUUUGUAUGGCUGUUCAUGCAAUACAAAUGCGGGGGAGGGGGGGUUGUGCACUCUCAUAUGCCAGUGCGGUGCCUGUUUGCCAGCCGGGGGGUCGGCUUCGUUAUGAACUGCGAAAGUAUCGUACUCGUGUAAAUGCAUUACAAAUUUCCUCCGCGUGAGAAAUAAAAUUUGUAAUGCAGAUUUACGAUAAGAAAAAAAUUUGUAAUGCAAGACUUGCAUUUAUACGAGUACGAUACUUUUGCAGUGGAUAUUCGUACCCCAUUUACGACGGGGAACACCACGACCGCGAAAUUGGGGAGUUCAAAAAGAUGGGUGGUAUGCACUGCAAAAGUAUGGCACUAGUAGAAAUCGCAUGACAAUUUUCCUCAGCGUGAGAAAUGGAAUUUGUAAUGGUGCGGGUUUGUCAUAAGAACGGAAUUUGUAAUGCAUGACUGCGAUUACUACGAGCACGAUACUUUUGCAGUGGAUAACCGGCGGCAUUAAGCAGUUCGCGAUGGAGUUGCUCGCCGACGCGCAAACCUUUCAAGUCACAUGUCCCGACAACGCUCACAACGAAGAAAAGGCGUUGCUACUGGCGGCGGGAUUGAUGGUGGAUCUGCAGUACUACGAGCAGACAAACGACAAACCGGAUGAGUUGGGCGGCUACGCAGACAUGGUAUGCAUUGCAAAAGUAUCGUACUUAGUAGGAAUCGCAUUACAAAUUGGCUCAGCAUGACAAGUAGAAUUUGUCAUGCUGAUUUACCUCGGAAAAAAAUUUGUUAUGCAUGACAGCAAUUGCUACGAACAGUACGAUACUUUUGCAUUUCAUACAUGGUCUUUUACAACGAAAAAUCUUCCAUUCGGUCGUCUAGCAGCAGCGCAUCCGGCGCAUCCGACUACUCCCUCCGCGUAGCGAAUUUUAUCCUGAGUAAAAACGUACCCACACCAGAGUUGUCAUGCGACUUUGCCAUGACAGGAACAUUUGUGAUGCGCAACCCCAUGACAGGCAUUUUCAAUCGUGUUUGGGAACUUGUAAUGCUGUAAACAGGAUCAGCAGAUCGAUUUGUGAUGCGGCUUUCCUUGCUAACUUGCACUACCUCACGGACUGAAACUUGUCAUGCGUGACUCACAAAACUCCUAGGUUUGUGUUGCAAAAUCCCCAUCCUGACUCUGGUGUGGGUACGUUUUUACUCAGGAUAAAUUUCCCGUCGUCUUCAUCUUGCAACAGUGACACGGAUCAUAGUUGUGGUGCAGCUGGGAUGAAGAUGAAAAACAAGUCGGGCAGCAGCUCUACUUCAGGGGCAGCUGGUGUCGCGGGAAAGGCAAACUAUGGUGCCACCGGAUGGACAACGAGCGAAUGUGAAGAUUUCUCGUCGGAUGAUGCUGGGGCAACAGCAACGAGCAGCCCGAGUACUAGGAAGGCCCAGAGUAGCGGCGCAAGUGGAGUUUUCGAAGAGAGUGAGCUUUAAGACGACGAAAUUGUUAUUUGCAUCAGUGUAUGUCGAUGUCGUCGCCCGAUCGAAUAGAAGAUCGUGUCAUCUCUCACUGUAGUCAGAGGCAGUAGAGCACACAAGAAAUGCAGACAAAAACCAAUCCAAAGUAAGUACUACACUCUGGCUUUAUUCCACAAAAAUCACCUUCGUGGUCGUACGAAGAAGAUUUUGUAUAAAAGAAAUGAAGCUGAAUUCUUUGGUUGUCCCUACUAUAUCACGACUAGCAGGUGCUGCACCAACAUCCUGCGCGAUUUAUGUACAAUCACAAACUGUUUUUUGUUUCGCUGUGUCGCUUACGACGUCUAGGUUUUUUCGCUUCGCGUUCGCACUAUAAUUAAAAAAUCCAAGUACUUUGAAGUUCUCCCAGACAUAAUUAAUACCUCAUCUCAACAUCGCUUCGUUUCAAGUUUUUCGUCCUGGCUGUUACCCUCUCGUGAAGAUGUAGACAAGCACUUCAGAUUUAAGGUUCUCCAUAAGUACAAGCUGCUUCUCAACAGAACUACCUAGAGAAGAAGUAAUUGGAAUUGCAGUUAU